UCGGUUGAGAAAAGGACGAGAAAAUUGCGCAGGUGUCUUACCCUCCUACCGACGACGUGUUUUACAUCCUACCUACAUUCAGUUGCUUUCAACGUCGCAUAGACGAAAUCGACGUUAAACACUCUUCAAGCAUCGCAGAUAUUAUUGUUGUAACGUUUCGUUGUCAGUUAAUAUGACUUUUGACCAACAUUGGACGAAACUAAUCGCUUUAUUGGCCUGCGUCGAACUCUGUCUUUCGAAUAAGAAUGGCCUUCCUGGUGAUGACUUCUUGCACCGUGGUUUAACAGGGAACGAGACAGCGGAGGGGGUGGAAGUCUCCGAGACAGCUGGCAUGAUCCUGCGCAGUCGUCUGACCACGGUGUUCCUUCCCAUCGUCUACAUAGUGGUGUUUGCUGUGGGACUGCCCACCAACGCAAUGGCCAUCUGGGUCUUCUUGUUCAGGACCAAGAAGAAGCAUCCUGCCGCCAUUUACAUGGCCAACCUGGCUCUGUCCGACCUGCUGUUUGUCAUCUGGACCCCCCUGAAGAUCGCCUACCACUUCAACGGUAACAACUGGAUAUAUGGAGAGGGGCUGUGUGAAGUCCUGGUAGGCUUCUUCUAUGGGAACAUGUACUGUUCCAUUUUCUUCAUCACUUGUAUCAGUGUUCAGCGGUACUGGGCCAUUGUCCACCCCCUCUCUCAGAAUAGGAGAAACAACCAGUUAGCCGUUGGUGUCUGCGGUGCCAUCUGGGUCGGGGUCUGGCUGCUGACCACCCCUCUGUACCUCUAUGACCAGACGGUCAGGGUGACCAACCUCGACAUCAUCACCUGCCACGACGUUACCCGACCCAGCCAGAAUAACAUGGCAUCCGGCUACUUCCUGACCAUGGGAAUUGUGGGCUUUGUAUUUCCAGCCGUUGUGUGUGUGGUGGCCUAUGUUCUGAUGCUCAAGGCCCUGAGGGAGACCAUGACUGACCCCAGCAUCACCAACAAUCGGCACAGGGCAGUGGUGCUCAUCAUUACUGUACUGGUCAUGUUCCUGGUCUGUUUCACCCCCAGUAACAUUAUGCUGCUAGUACACUACUCUCUCCUGCUGGCAGGCUUAGAAAACAAUGGCUAUGGCUUCUACAUCACCACUCUGUGUCUGGCCUCCCUCAACAGCAGUCUGGAUCCAUUUGUAUACUACUUCAUCUCAGAGGAGUUCAGGGAUCAUGUGAAGAACACACUGAGAUGUCGCAGCGAUAGGACUGUGAAACGAAUGAAGGUCUCCUUCAGCGCUCUGAAGUUCUCAAAGAAGAGCAGCACUUAUACCUCAGAGUCUGGCAACACACAUAGCAGCUCCUGUUAGGUUGUUGUUGGCUAGAGAGGAAGUACUGAUGUUUUCGAAGAACUGGACAGGUGCCAGAAAUACUGGAUAUUGCCUUCUAUGGACAUUUUGUUUUUAUUGGUAUUGGAGAUAAAGCCAUUUUAAAUGUUGUGCUCAUUGCAUCAUACAUUUUAACUGCAGGAUUUCAAGGUUAAAUGUUAUUGACCAAUACGAAUAAUACCUAAAUCAUGAAUGUAUGAUCUUUCUAUUUUAUUAUAUGCACAUCUGACUGACAAGAAAUGUAUUUACUGUACAUAUUUAUUUGUAGUUUAAACCUUUUAAACUGCAAUUGUGAUGGAAAUCUUGGUUUCCCAAUAAAGAUGUAUUUUUUCCCAAA
Molecule: messenger RNA, 1682 nt
Organism: Esox lucius (northern pike)
Lineage: Eukaryota; Metazoa; Chordata; Actinopteri; Esociformes; Esocidae
Product: proteinase-activated receptor 2
Exons: 3
Coding region: 173-1327 (384 amino acids)
Biological process (GO): positive regulation of Rho protein signal transduction; thrombin-activated receptor signaling pathway; phospholipase C-activating G protein-coupled receptor signaling pathway
Cellular component (GO): membrane
Molecular function (GO): thrombin-activated receptor activity
Source: RefSeq, a predicted model, not a curated record